GACAGUUAGCCACACGGUCCCCACGCGAAGGACACGAGAGCUGAACACUGCCAGCCCACUCACUCGCUCCCUGCGCUCAUCGCGUUAGAAGACCUGUCAGCGAGAUGGAAACUGCGACCAUCACCACCACGCAGACGGCUUUCACCUUUGGACGGGCCACCAUCAGCCUGCACGCCCCGGCCCAGGACCAAUCGGCACCCGCGGCGCACCCCAGCGCCAACGCGGCCGGCGCCUUCCAGAGCAAAACCAAGGUGCUGAAGAGACAGCGCUCCAGCUCCCCGGAGCUGCUGCGGUGCAAGCGGCGCCUGAGCUUCAACGGGCUCGGCUACUCCAUCCCGCAGCAGCAGCCCGUGGCCGUGGCCCGGCGCAACGAGAGGGAGCGGAACCGGGUCAAGCAGGUCAACAUGGGCUUCCAGACGCUGCGUCAGCACGUGCCGAACGGCGCCGCCAACAAGAAGAUGAGCAAAGUGGAGACGCUGAGGUCCGCCGUGGAGUACAUCAGGGCUCUGCAGCAGCUCCUCGACGAGCACGACGCGGUGUCGGCCGCGUUCCAGUGCGGGCUGCCGUCCCCGACGCUCUCCAACAGCUACUCGGCCGACCCGGAGUCCCCUCACUCCACCUACUCAUCGGACGAAGGCGGCUACGAGCCUCUGAGCUCAGAGGAGCAGGAACUGUUGGACUUCACAACCUGGUUUGACAGAUACUGAUGCUGCUGUCGGCGCGCAAUCAAACACUUCGGCGUGAAUCGGACUUCUUCCAAGAAGUGCUGACACAGCUGUCUCUAGCCUGCGCGCUGCGCACGCGGGCGGUCUGUCUCCCUUGGAGCUUCUGAGGGAGCAGAGCAGUAGCGAGAACGCGAGAGAGGGGGAGCAUCCUGUCGCAGACAAACAGCGCCCCCCCUGAUGGAAAGCGAGGAGCUGGACUCACACUGACGCGUGGAAAUGUUGACGCUCUGUUUGAUUAAGUGCAAUUAAGCUGCGACGCGGCGGGAUCCCGGAGAGCCGGUGCGGAAAUUCCAGCAGGAAACACGGACUGCCUUCCUAACUCGCUGCACUUUCUCCCCAUCUGGGGAAGAUGACGCGUCAACAGACUUUUGUUCAGUUAUGACGUAGUAGCUUACAUUUGGUAACACUGUAUCGUAGGACGGAUUUUUUUUUUUUUAACACGGAGACGUUAUUUUUGUACAAUGAGCCAAACAGAAAUGUUAUUACUGCCUUGUUGUCAGGUACGGCAUGUGUGACAGCGUACGGCUACCUGUGACAGAUUGUAGUGUUUUUCCUUCUUCUUUUUUUUUGAUAGAGACAUUUAUCGAUGUAUGCACUUGUUCCUCGUAGCCGAAAAAUGUAAAUAUUCGAUUUUAACAGAUAUAUUUUGUGUAAAACAAGUUUUUUUAUAUGAAUAAAGUUAAACCUAUUUAUAUUA
Molecule: messenger RNA, 1422 nt
Organism: Fundulus heteroclitus (mummichog)
Lineage: Eukaryota; Metazoa; Chordata; Actinopteri; Cyprinodontiformes; Fundulidae
Gene: ascl1b
Product: achaete-scute family bHLH transcription factor 1b
Exons: 1
Coding region: 105-707 (200 amino acids)
Biological process (GO): sensory organ development; neuron differentiation; positive regulation of transcription by RNA polymerase II
Cellular component (GO): RNA polymerase II transcription regulator complex
Molecular function (GO): RNA polymerase II transcription regulatory region sequence-specific DNA binding; protein dimerization activity; DNA-binding transcription factor activity, RNA polymerase II-specific
Source: RefSeq, a predicted model, not a curated record